Molecule: messenger RNA, 522 nt
Organism: Triticum turgidum subsp. durum (durum wheat)
Lineage: Eukaryota; Viridiplantae; Streptophyta; Magnoliopsida; Poales; Poaceae
Source: the annotation of a GenBank genome assembly
AUGGGGGAACUCCCAUUUCUUGCUACCUCUGUUCGUUCAGGUGAUUACAAGUACACCAAGGAUAAUGUGGAGGAUAUGAGCAUCGUCAAAAGGUUUCUUGAAGAGGUGGGGUUGGAGGAGGGACAGAGGGAGGAAAUAGUGGCCAUUAUUACAGGGAUGGGAUUCAAAAAUGAGGUUUCAAAGAAGCUUAAUGCGGAGCCCACUCUUGAGUUUGCAAUCGUGCAAGAUGCAGAUCGUCUGGAUGCAAUUGGUGCAAUUGGUGUCGCAAGAUGUUUUACAUAUGGAGGGAGCAAGAACAGUGCAUUGCAUGAUCCUAAUGUACUUCCGCGGGAUAAUUUGUCAAAGGAGAAGUACAUGUCCAAGGAGGAGAAACAAACAUCAAUAAAUCAUUUCCAUGAGAAGCUUUUUAAGUUGAAGGACAUGAUGAAAACAGAGGCUGGGAAAAAGAGAGCUGAGAAAAGGCACAAAUUCAUGGAGAAUUUUGUGGCUGAAUUCUAUGAAGAGUGGAGUGGCAAGGCUUGA